Messenger RNA from Macadamia integrifolia, 555 nucleotides. RefSeq lists its product as uncharacterized. The coding region runs from base 1 to 555 and encodes 184 amino acids. NCBI's taxonomy places the organism in Eukaryota, Viridiplantae, Streptophyta, Magnoliopsida, Proteales, Proteaceae. The transcript is spliced from 2 exons. The record is from RefSeq and is a predicted model, not a curated record.
AUGAUCGAGAUAGAGUCACAGGAUAUCAAAUUUAUUGAGAUAGAUUUUUCUAGCAUUGGUGACGUAAGUAGGGAUCUCGACCUCUUUGAGAUAGAGGACGAGGAAAGCGUCUCACCUAUUCUUGGCGAUGGUGGGGAAUUAACUCAUCUUGUAAUCACCAAAGAAAGUGAGACUGAUUGUCAGCCUAGUGGGAGUGUACCAACCAGUGGGAGUGAUGAGGAUGAGCCCGCUUCUUUACGAGAGGUGCUCUCCUCACCUGCUAAGGAUAAGUGGCAAGCUGCUAUGGAGGAUGAACUGAGUUCUAUAAGUAAGAACCAGGUAUGGAAGUUAGUUAACCUACCUCUUGGGCAUAAGACCAUUGGAAAUAAAUGGGUUUUAAAGGUCAAGCACAAGGAGGAUGGUUCAAUUGACAAGUAUAAGGCACGCCUUAUGGCGAAGGGCUAUACCCAAAAGGAGGGUGUAGACUAUGAUGAGACUUUCUCCCCAGCGGUGAGAAUUGCCUUAAUUCGCCUCAUUCUAGCCAUUGUCGUAAAAUUGAAUUUGGAGCUCUUUUAG